Messenger RNA from Tachysurus fulvidraco (yellow catfish), 1699 nucleotides. Its product is annotated as rho-related GTP-binding protein RhoU. Gene Ontology annotation, biological process: small GTPase-mediated signal transduction. The record is from RefSeq and is a predicted model, not a curated record. The transcript is spliced from 3 exons. Bases 323 to 1069 code for a protein of 248 amino acids. Gene Ontology annotation, molecular function: GTP binding; GTPase activity. Lineage: Eukaryota; Metazoa; Chordata; Actinopteri; Siluriformes; Bagridae.
UAACCCAGAACCUCGGAUGUGAAGCCUAUAAACCCAGCAGCCGGUGUGGAGACGCUUUAGUUUCUGCUCUGGUCCCCAUGUGGCGCGUCAUUAAUCCCGUUUAUGCACUUUGUAGCCAGCAGAUGCGGAAACGUGUCAAUCAGCCGCAGAGUCGCGUGCAGACGUGACUCCGUAACCACGACGACGGACGGCACGGCAGGUGCGUCUCGCGCCCCAUUUCAUUUAAGAAGCAAAAAACUUACUUUUUUGUCGUUUAUGUGACACCAAAAAGGGCGACAUUUAGUUAUCGAUACCAUAUGGUUAUCGAAUGCAUGCGUGAGAAAUGACAGCUCGUUAUCGGCACUCUAACUCCGAGCACGCGCCCCCGGUUCCACCGAGAGCGUCACUGGACCGCACGCGCUGGCGCUCUGGUUCUACACCGGAUGCUACCGUGAAGUGCGUACUUGUAGGGGACGGAGAUGUAGGCAAGACCAGCCUGAUUGUGAGCUACACCACGAACGGAUACCCGGCGGAGCACGUGCCCACCGCCUUUGACAACUUUACAGUGACGGUGGAUGUGGAUGGAAGACCAGUACAGCUUCAUCUCUGUGACACGGCCGGACAGGAUGACCUGGAGUGUCUGCGCCCAUUCUGUUACCGUGAUGCUGAUGUUUUUCUGCUAUGCUACAGCAUCGUCGCACCGUCCUCUUUCCACAGUGUGAGGGAGCGCUGGGCUCCUGAAGUGCACCGCUUGCACCCGGUGGCCCCCUUGGUUCUAGUGGGGACGCAGUCCGACCUGCGAGAGGACGUGCAGGUCCUCAUCCAGCUUGCACGGCAGCAGGAACGGCCCAUAAGUGUAGAAGAAGCGAGGCUGGUCGCCCGCAGCCUUGGGGUCAGUGCAUUCGCAGAGUGCUCGGCUUUAACGCAGAAAAACCUCAAGGCAGUUUUUGACACAGCCAUCAUGGUCAGUUUAGAGCACAAGGAGCAGCCGAAGGGGCUGAGGCGGAGGGUGAUGGUGAGGAACAAAACACCUGAAAAGCUCAGACAACUCUCACAGGCCUGGUGGAAAAAGCUCAGCUGUUUCAUGUGAGGACGUUGUGGAAAGCUUGGUUUUCUCUACCAUAUUUUGCAGCACACUGUGAUUAUAGAGCAGAUAUGACAUGACAACAGUUUGUUCUCAGAAUAGUUUUAACGCUCACACCGACGUUGGCGGUGAUGCAAUGUUUAUGAUGCAAGUGAUGUAUGAUGCAAGAGGCUUUGGAACACUGUUAAAUGCUUCACUGCUUUGCAUUGUGCUUUACUGUGUUUCUAAACUUUAUUAAGGUAAAGCUACAGAAGAUAGAUAUUUAUCUAAAUAAACUGAUUUAAUAUAACAAUUAGUUACACAAAUAAUUCACUUUGUUACUGAUGACCACCUAAAUCUGAGAUAUUAGUGACAUUCGUGUUUUAUCCAUGUUGUUUGUUAUGAAAUAUUAUAACCUACUACUUUCAUGCUUUGUUGUUUUUUUUUGUUUUUUGUUUUGGUUUUGGGUUUUUUUUUUGCUCAGUUUUGUGAAUAUUUCAUUUGUGAGAAAAAUAUACCGGAGAAGGUGCUUGUACACAUUGUUGAUGAAACUUAGACACUUAAAUCUCCACAAUUUACUCUCUGUUUGAAUGAAAGUGUCAUUAACAUGAUGUCGAAUUAUACUUCAUUUUAUUAUGUAUUAAAAUACAAAUCAAG